This is a messenger RNA of Agrilus planipennis (emerald ash borer), 4330 nucleotides long. RefSeq names its product extracellular sulfatase SULF-1 homolog. Lineage: Eukaryota; Metazoa; Arthropoda; Insecta; Coleoptera; Buprestidae. The coding region runs from base 495 to 3998 and encodes 1167 amino acids. Gene Ontology annotation, molecular function: N-acetylglucosamine-6-sulfatase activity; glycosaminoglycan binding. The transcript is spliced from 15 exons. The record is from RefSeq and is a predicted model, not a curated record.
UGGUUGCUUUCUGUUGUUCGGUUUCUUCUGUCUGCUUCUGCCUCGUACGUAUCAACCAACAAUGGUGUUUAGUUAGUCCAGUACGCGUCAGAUAGUCGAACAGGUUGUGUGUUAGUGCUCUGCCGACAGUUACUACGUUCGCAUAGCUUUUUGUCGCGGUUCUGUGUCUCUUGUGGAAAAUCGUGUUUUUUUUUGACAUUUCCGAACGAAUUUCUGCAUUUGUAAUCCACGAUUUUCAACGGUAACGAGACGGUCACGUGAAUUCUCAGGCUCAGUUCAUCAUGCAGAGAUCAAGAUUCCGUCACGACUGCUCUUUGUCGUUUAAAGCGGCCACAUAGGAAACAAUUUCUUGGGAUUCACCAUGACAGUGCUCACGUAAUGGUUUCAAUCGAUAGCAGUAUUAAACUUCAAAUGUCGCCCGUUUGAAUAUCUGUGCUUUGAUAUAUUAUUUUUGUCUAAAAAAAAAACAAACUUUACCGCAUUUAACACGUACAAUGUUUAACCGGAGUGCAACAUUGAAAGACGUCACAUUACUUUUUUUGAUAGUAAUUUCAUUUUUGGUUCCGUGGACAGUGUCGUUCGCCCAAGAAAGGGGUCGUUUUCGGAAAGCUCCGGUGCCUCAUCAUCUUACAUUCGUUACGUCGUCGCGAGAAAGAAAACCGAACAUCGUUCUCAUCCUGACCGACGAUCAGGACGUCGAGUUGGGUUCGCUUAACUUUAUGCCUAAAACUUUACGAGCUAUCCGCGACAAAGGAGCAGAAUUCAGACAUGCCUACGUUACAACCCCGAUGUGUUGUCCGUCGCGAUCGUCCUUGUUGACUGGGAUGUACGUACACAACCACAAUGUUUUCACUAACAACGACAACUGUUCGAGCGCUCAGUGGCAGGCCACCCACGAAACCAGAUCUUUCGCGACGUAUCUUUCCAACGCUGGAUAUCGCACAGGUUACUUUGGAAAAUAUUUAAAUAAAUACAACGGCUCGUAUAUUCCACCGGGCUGGCGAGAGUGGGGUGGUUUAAUUAUGAAUUCCAAAUAUUAUAAUUAUUCCAUUAACAUGAAUGGAAAGAAAAUAAAACAUGGAUUUGAUUAUCAGAAGGACUACUAUCCAGAUCUAAUAGCAAAUGAUUCGAUCGCUUUUCUAAGACAAUCAAAGAAGUACAAUAACAACAAACCUGUGAUGUUGACAAUGUCUUUCCCAGCUCCGCAUGGUCCAGAAGAUUCUGCUCCACAGUAUUCCCAUUUGUUUUUUAACGUGACGACUCAUCAUACCCCAUCAUACGAUUAUGCACCAAAUCCCGAUAAACAAUGGAUAUUACAAAUAACAAACAAAAUGAAACCUAUCCAUAAAGAAUUCACCGACUUGUUAAUGACAAAACGUCUUCAGACACUGCAAAGUGUCGAUUCCGCUGUAGAAAAAGUUGUUAAUGAAUUGGAUCAUCUUGGAGAAUUAGACAAUACGUACAUCAUAUACACUUCAGAUCAUGGUUAUCAUCUAGGACAAUUCGGUUUAAUAAAGGGUAAAAGUUUUCCAUUUGAGUUUGAUGUCCGAGUGCCAUUUCUAGUCAGGGGACCUGGAGUAGAGCCAGGGACUGUGGUAGAUGAUAUAGUUCUAAACAUUGAUUUGGCACCGACAUUUUUACAUAUGGCGGGUGUCGAAGCACCAAAUCAUAUGGACGGACGAUCUGUUUUGCCAUUGUUUCUCAACUCUAAAAGGAAAAAACUUAAGUGGCCUGACACAUUUCUAAUUGAAAGUUCGGGUCGUCGUGAGCCAGUUUCAGAAACGAAAGCUAGAGCUCAAAAGUAUCUUCUAGAAACUAAUUUAAUUAGAAAUGAUACUACAUCUUCUACAACUACUUUCAAACCAUUCUUAAAACAAUAUGAGUCACAUGAAGAUGAAGACGAUUUAGAAGAAGAAGCAGAUGAAGAAGAAGAUGAUGAAAUUGAUGAAGACGAUGUUAAAAGCACAAGUGAAGGAAAUCAUGAUGAGGUUAAUGUGGAUUUAAAGAUACAGACAUCAGAAGAAAUUGGUGAUCAAACAAUACCGUUGCCCAGUAUCGGUGCUGAGUCAGAGGUACAACUAGAUAAUCGUCUUACACCCCAAGUAUCUCCGGUCUUGACAAGUAAAAUUGAACGGCUAGAAUUUGAAUGUAAGCAGGACAAAUUACAACUACCGUGCAGGCAGGCACAGAAAUGGUACUGUCAGUUAGAAAACGGUCGAUGGCGUAAGCACAAAUGCAAACUUCAAAUUCCGAUGCCAGAAACAACGAAUUCCAAGAACUAUAAAAGAUGUGCCUGUUUUACUCAAGAAGGAGUUGUUUAUAAGCGAUUGCAUAUAAAUUCCACUCAAAAAGAUCCCCGUCUUAAGAAACGAGAUUCUUCAGUAUUAUUAUCACGUAACGUGAGGAAACAUGGACGUAGACAGGCCAAUUACAGAAACAGAAGAGAUACACUGAGACAAGUCAAUUCUGAAAUGAGAAACAUCAAAAAUAAAAUAAGCGGACUCGAACAGGCAGCUCAAUCGCCAUUGGCACAAAAUGCGUUACAAACAUCUAACUCAAUCUUGACGGACAAUCCUGGUUGUACUCUUCUACCAAACGGCCUAAUAAAUUGCACAAGUCUCUUCUACAGCGACAAAAAGACGUGGAAAAUUUCAAAAGAUCGUGUAGACGCAGAAAUCCACAAACUGCGACUGCAAUUGGAAGGUUUAAAGGAAUUCCGGAAGCAAUUGAAACAUGCAAAACCACAUUACGACUCUUCAGACGAAAACCGAUUCGAUUUUGGUCUAUCGAAUUCGGAUUUCUCCAAGAAUCCUCGCAAGCCGAACAAAAACUGGACAGUUGAUGAAACUCCAAACAAUAGAUAUAAUAUUAGAAAAAUGACGGUUAGCUACAACACUACUGAAAAAAGUAACCCAGAAAAUAAUACCCACUCAGAAACCUUUAGUAGCACUCCAAUGGAGCAUCAUCAGUCUAGCACAGAAGAUAUUUUUAAUAUUAAUAGCAUGGACACACUGGGCGAAAGAAACUAUUAUUCUACAAGUUCGCCGGAACAUACGUCAAAACCAUUAAAUCAUCAUCGUCACAACCAUUACCACCACAAACGAAAAAAUCCAUAUUCAAAUCACAAGCAUAAAGGUUUUAAUAUUAGUAGUACAAUUACCGAUUUACGGUCGACAACUUCUCGCACUACUGAAAACUAUUCAAUUACAACAGAAAAUUUACUCAGAGAAACCAACACGAUAGAAAUAUCUUUCUCAACUGAACUAGUUGCAAAUGAACCUUCAUCCACUUCAAGGAAACCAACUGAAUCUUAUUCGAGUACUACUACUACUAGGACAAACCAAUUUAAAAAACCUCCUACACUAGAUACUGAAGACAAGGAACCAAAUAUUAUGAAUGAAGUUUGUCAUUGUGAUAUUUCUCAUAAGCAAGCUGAAAAGGAUUUGGCAAAAGAAGCAAAACGGAAAUUGAAAGAAGAAAGGCUUAAGAAAAAGGAAAGAAAACAACGUAAAAAGGCCAAAUUGGAGAAAGAAUGUUUAGCUGAAAAAAUGAACUGCUUUAGUCAUGAUAACGAGCAUUGGAGAACGGAACCGUUAUGGACUUCCGGACCUUUUUGCUUUUGUAUGAAUGCUAAUAAUAACACUUAUUCAUGCGUAAGAACAAUUAACGCUACGCAUAAUUUUUUGUACUGCGAAUUCGUUACAGGAUUAGUUACAUUCUACAAUUUACGUAUAGAUCCAUUUGAGCUCCAAAAUAGAGUUAGUCAGCUAAAGCCAGAAGAACGGUCAUAUUUGCAUGAUCUACUAAAGACAUUAGUAGCUUGUAAAGGAAGAUCUUGUACUGUAGGAUCUCAUUCGCCAUAUCCCCCAGCUAGUAAAAUAAGAAGUCAUCUCUCUGCAUCCCCUCAAAAUCAGAAACAUCAAAAACAUAGAAAACUUGCUGAAGGUGUUGAAGCCACAGGUUUAGGGAGUUAUCUACAUAACAGGCAUAGACUUUAAUAGGAAGCAAAUUUGAAUGAAGCAAAUUCCAAAAUACACAUCGAAUUUCAUUCAACAAAUAUUCAACGCAUUUAAUCGUGCUUCAAUAUGCUUGUUUAUCUUCCAUGAAAAUAGACUGUUUUGUAAAGGCUGGUUGCAAUGUUAAAAAUUAACAUUGACAAAUAACAAUAAAAUUAUGAAUUGCUCUUUGCUGAUCUAGGUCAAGAAUGACAAAGCUCAUAAAAUGCUGAAAAUCUGGUCUUUAAGUUUUAGCAUGUUUUGUUAGUGAUACUAAAGUGUAAUAUUGUAAAUGUAUAUUAAUUAUUUAUUUUAAACAUGGUUUUAGAUCCCUG